This is a messenger RNA of Archocentrus centrarchus (flier cichlid), 1648 nucleotides long. RefSeq names its product protein CutA homolog. Gene Ontology annotation, biological process: response to metal ion. The transcript is spliced from 6 exons. The coding region runs from base 227 to 739 and encodes 170 amino acids. Lineage: Eukaryota; Metazoa; Chordata; Actinopteri; Cichliformes; Cichlidae. The record is from RefSeq and is a predicted model, not a curated record. Gene Ontology annotation, molecular function: copper ion binding.
UGUAUUUGACCUACCUGUCAACGUUACUGUAUGCCCUUCUUAUUUAAAGGUAGUAAGUUUUUCGCGUGUUUUCACUCACCAAAUUGGCGUUAGGUGGGACUGAAAACGCUUUAAGGGAAAUGACGGAACAUUAGUUAUCACGAGAUAAAGUCUCAGCGGUUUAAAUGGGCGAAGUUCAGCACCCUUAGUGCCCCGUACUGUCUGCACUGGUGAGGCUCUGGAGGGGAUGAUCUUAGUCGCAGCCGGCAGGAUGGAGUGGCUCUUCCAGCGAUGCCAUAAAGAGGUCGUCGUCAGCUCUUUCUUUCGGUCGGUGCUGCUUCUGUCAUGUAUGUUCUUGGUCCUGUCCGUGUCCAUGUACCCUGGGUUGUGGUCCAUCGGGGUCCGGCUUCAUUCAGUAUUCACAGGGAGCUAUGUACCAGGACACCACUCUGUCCUUGUCAUCAACAGUCCCAAUGAGCAAACAGCCAAGGACAUUGGCAGGGCAAUCAUGGAAAGACGGUUGGCGGCCAGUAUUAACAUUCUCUUCAGGACCUCCACAAUGUACUAUUGGAAGGGAGAAAUCCAGGAUGCGAGUGAAAUCCUGAUGCUGGUGAAAACAAAGACCUCCAUGAUCCAGAAGGUGGUGGACUACGUGAGGUCUGUACAUCCCUACGCGAACCCAGAAGUCCUCAGUUUUCCAGUAGAUGACGGCAGCCUGGCGUACAUGAAGUGGAUGGAUGAAGCCAUUCCAGAUGACUGAUGCAUCAGUAAGAUCAAAGCCAAUCUCAGCGAGGACUGCCGCCAAACAAGGAAACUGAGCCAUGUGUGCAGGUUGCUGUCAUUUCUUUUCAAGGAUUUGGAGGGUUUGAAGGGUUCAGGAAGUGCUGUGUAGCGUUAAAGUUUGAUACAAGGCAGUUUUGUUGGCCUGACCUUUUUACUGGAAGUGGACUGUAGAGAUUUGAUUUCAAGCGGCCAAUGUACACUUGCUGUAGAAAGCACUGCCAGCAAAAAUAAAUAAAUAAAAUGGAAGAGUGAAGGUUCCACUCAGUUAGUCCCUUUUAAGUAAAUGGCUGGUACAUGGUAAACAUAAUAGUACUGCUUUGUGAUAUGUUACCAGAUAAUGCUCUCCAGUUUAAAAAAAAAUUACUGUUUGAGUACAGUAUGUGGUAAGCAGCCGUGCUAGAAUCAGAAUCAUAAUUUAAUCUGAAAAUAACACCCCUUUAUUCCCACUUUACCGUAACUCGCCUGCAUUGUAUGGCUUUACUGCUACUGACAGUUAGGACGUGCAAAAAUAUGAACAUUUUAUGGAACCCAGUCUGUGACAUUUUACUUUAUGUCUGCCAGUUCAGUACAGUAAGGCUUUAAACACACUGGAAUGGAGCUGUAUGCAUUCACAUGCAUUCAUUUGUCAACAAUAUAAUUUGCCUCAAGUGUCAGAGUUUUGGGAGCAGGCCCCUCUAUUCUGUUAUACCGAACCUUUUCUAUUUCGCCUUUAAGAAAGGCUCCAAGGAGAGCCUAGCUGCAUGUCAAUAGUGUAGAAGGUUGCUGUGUUCCCUCCAUUUGGAAGAAUGCUUAAAGAAAACGCUCUGCACAAGGUUAAACUUCAUCCCCACUGUAAUCUGUGGGCUCAUCUCCUUGAUUUCUUUGAAAUAAAUGCAUUUAUUUUUUA